UGUCUGGUUAUAGCACAGCGCUGUACCUUGAAUGUUGUUCCUGUCCUGAGUUGGGAAACCCACGCCAGGCUCAGCCAUGGAUCUCGUGUUAAACGUGGCCGACCACUACUUCUUCACGCCGUACGUGUACCCGGCUUCGUGGGCAGAGGAUGGCGCCCUGCGGCAGAUCCUGAGCCUGCUGGUGGUGACCAACCUCGGGGCGGUGGUCCUCUAUUUGGGCCUGGGGGCCCUCAGCUACUACUUCAUCUUUGACCAUAACCUCAUGAAACAUCCCCACUUCUUGGAGAAUCAGGUUCGCAGGGAGAUCAAAUACGCACUGACCUCUCUGCCAUGGAUCAGCAUCCCCACCGUCGCCUUGUUCUUCGCCGAAGUUCGAGGAUACAGCAAAGUGUACGACAAUGUCCACGACUCUCCGUUGGGUUGGACUGGGCUCUUCCUGAGUAUGAUCUCUUUCCUGCUUUUCACUGACAUGUGCAUUUACUGGAUUCAUCGCUUCUUACAUCAUAAGCUGAUUUAUAAGCUCUUUCACAAGCCACAUCAUGUGUGGAAGAUCCCCACGCCAUUCGCCAGCCACGCCUUCCACCCGGUUGACGGCUUCAUGCAGGGGCUCCCCUACCACAUCUACCCGUUCCUCUUCCCGCUCCACAAGGUGCUCUACUUGGUCCUCUACGUCUUUGUCAACAUCUGGACCAUCUCCAUCCACGACGGCGACUACCGCGUCCCCAGUGCCAUGACGGGUCUCAUCAAUGGCUCGGCGCAUCACACCGACCACCACCUUUUCUUCGACUACAACUACGGCCAGUACUUCACGCUGUGGGACCGCCUGGGGGGCUCCUACCGACACCCUUCAGCCCUCAUGGGAAAGGGUCCCCACGACCUGAUCCGCAGGCUUCGAGCAGAGGGAAAGUUAGACAGCGGCAAAGUAAAUGGACAGAGUGGCAUCUCGCGCAAAGAGGAGUAGCAAUUGCUUUUUCUGAAGACAAUCACAAGAGACAAUCAGUAAUCCUCUGGAAACCAUACAAUCAUUAAGUUUGCACUUGCUAAAUAGGGAGUUGCUGAGCGCGAUGUGACCAGUUGUGACUUGGGCUGUUCAGUACCACAGCUUUUUUUCAGGCCGAUACAAGUAUUCACUCAAUGAUACCGAGUUCUGAUACUUUUAGUUCUUUUGAUAUAUAAAAUUUCAUUUAGCACAAUGACAAAAAAAAUUAUGAACAAAGACCUUUCUGACACGUGAUGAUUCACCAAUGUAGCAAAUUACCGCACCGACUACUACCAAGGAAGACUUUUUCAAUGUCAGAUUGGGUUUUUUUUAAUGCCUGAAGUGUCAGUGGCUAGUAUCGACAGCCUCCAGCAGUACCUUAUGUCUUGAAAUCAGGUCGGCAACGGGCCAAAACUGAUACCUAGUGUCCUCUCCCAUUCUUAUUGUUACCGUUUUGAAGUGGAUUUUGGCAUAGGAAACAGAACCGAGCAGACGGCAAUUUUAAUCCUUAUGUUAUGAAGAUGUACUGUGCAAAAGUUUUAGCCCACCACGAGCUGUUCACAUGACAUCACUGUACAAAGGCUUCAGUUAUGCCAGGAUGACGCCAAAAACACAUUUUAAAACACUGCAUUUAGCCUCGUAUGACAGACAUGUCCACCCGAUGUUAUGUCAUUCGAUGAAACUAUUAUCAGCAGAAUGAGUUAAAAAGACUGCAUUUUCUUUUCAUAAGGUUAUUCUUGGCGGAGGUCACUGCUCUUUGUGGUCCUUAUAACAUUGCAAAAACAACUCUGAUGGUGGGCUGAGACGUUUGAACAUAAUUAAUAAUAAAAACAAAACAGGCACUUUA
This is a messenger RNA of Hippocampus comes (tiger tail seahorse), 1826 nucleotides long. It is a transcript of the gene sc5d, whose product is annotated as sterol-C5-desaturase. Bases 77 to 961 code for a protein of 294 amino acids. Gene Ontology annotation, biological process: lipid biosynthetic process. The transcript has 5 exons. Gene Ontology annotation, molecular function: iron ion binding; oxidoreductase activity. Lineage: Eukaryota; Metazoa; Chordata; Actinopteri; Syngnathiformes; Syngnathidae. The record is from RefSeq and is a predicted model, not a curated record.